Thamnophis elegans (Western terrestrial garter snake) is the source of this 1406-nucleotide messenger RNA. It is a transcript of the gene SETD9, whose product is annotated as SET domain containing 9. The record is from RefSeq and is a predicted model, not a curated record. The transcript has 7 exons. Lineage: Eukaryota; Metazoa; Chordata; Lepidosauria; Squamata; Natricidae. Gene Ontology annotation, molecular function: protein binding. Bases 422 to 1309 code for a protein of 295 amino acids.
AGCCUGUAAGCAAUGUACGGCAAUUGUUGGCCACCAUUCGGAUCUGCCCCAGAUUUUACCCAGAGAGGCACAGAAACCAGAGCGCAAACUUUCUAUCGACUUGUCCAGCAUCCCCGCCUUCAAACAAGUCCCGGGAAACUGCCCGUCUCAAGUUUGGUUCCGGAGGAUUCUUUCCGCAAAUUGGAGAGGCCCAGAUCUGGAAGGGCGAGUUGGGAUUAAGCGCUUUCAUUAGGGGGUUAUGUUCCCCCAUCACGGUGAAGCAUAUUGGCGAAAGGCAGAUUAGCUUCUCCCCCAAGAAAUUGAGAGCCGCCUUCGAGAUUGACGGGAGCACGUUCAGACACACACAUUUUUUAUUCGUCCGCUGCGGCGCGCCUCCUUUCUGAUUUCGGGCGGCGGGGUGGUUUGCCGGCGCGGCCCCGCCAUGCUAGGAGGGUUGCGGAGGCGCUGGGAGGCCUACAAGUACCGCUUCGUGCCCUGGAUCGCGCUCAAUCUCCGCCACAAGCGCAGGACUCUGCGGUUUGUGCCAGAAGAAUCUAAAGACAAAAUUGCUUCUGAUGAAAAUGUCCUUCAAACACUACUGAAAACAUUUAGAUCUUUAUUUGUAAAUGACUUGAACAGACAAAUGUGCCUUUUGAACGUAAUUCCAGAAAUUAAAUCAAAAUACCCAGAAAUACAUUCAGUGCAAUGCAAAACAAUACCCAAAGCAAUAUACAAUGAUCAAGAAUGUCAAAGACCCCUUAAUCCAGAAGAAGUUCUGUUCAGUACACUCGGAUUCAGCAUUAUUCGACAACCCAGUUCACUGGAGUCAGCUGGGAUAGGAGUUUUUGUAGCAAAGGGGUUUGUUCCAGAAGGAACAGUCGUAUCAAUGUAUCCUGGCACAGUCUAUGAAAAUCAUGAACCCAUAUUUUUUCAAUCCAUUGGCAAUCCAUUUAUAUUUAGGUGUAUCGAUGGUGUACUUAUUGAUGGAAAUAAUAAGGGAAUCUCAAAGGCUGUAUACAGGUCAUGCAGCAAAAGAGAUCAAAUUGGUCCUUUAAAAAUGUGUGAUGUCUUUUGGCUUACAACUGCUACACAAAAUCCAUUGGCUGUGGGACAAUAUGUUAAUAAUUGUUCAUCAGAAAAAGAAGCAAAUGUUUGCUAUCAGGAACUGAAUAUACCUAAAUGUUUUCCUGUAGAAUUUAAGCAGUAUCUUCCAAACAUAAACUACAGCCAUGAAAUAGAAAGGCCCUUGAGAUGUGUGGUUUUGGUAGCUCUCCGAAACAUUGGCCCAGGAGAAGAACUUUUUUCAAACUAUUACACAAUUAUUUCUUGAUGGUCAACAAUGGAUUUUUACAGUAAUGAAACCAAAUGUGGACGCUUUUAGAGAAUUUAUAGACUAUAGCUUAUCAAACAAAGAUAUCCAUGCCAUG